Molecule: messenger RNA, 8304 nt
Organism: Mugil cephalus (flathead mullet)
Lineage: Eukaryota; Metazoa; Chordata; Actinopteri; Mugiliformes; Mugilidae
Gene: mtor
Product: mechanistic target of rapamycin kinase
Exons: 59
Coding region: 163-7869 (2568 amino acids)
Biological process (GO): TOR signaling; protein phosphorylation; negative regulation of macroautophagy
Cellular component (GO): nucleus; TORC1 complex; TORC2 complex
Molecular function (GO): protein serine/threonine kinase activity; protein binding; protein-containing complex binding
Source: RefSeq, a predicted model, not a curated record
UCUUGAGUAUUGUUGUGAGUCUGGAGUCAUUAGGACACAUACAGUAUCAUUGUCAGCUAGCCAACCUUAACGCUGUGCUAGCUACGCUGUAAUACAAUGAGACUUCUGCAAAAGCGGAAUUGCAGUUAAGUGGCCGAGAUAUUAAUACAAACACGUUAGGCCAUGGUGAUCAUAUCAGGCACAGCCACUGUGCUGCAACAGUUUGUCAGUGGGCUGAAGAGUCGAAAUGAAGACACCAGGGCAAAAUCUGCCAAAGACUUGCAGCACUAUGUGACUACGGAGCUCCGAGAGUUGAGCCAGGAUGAAGCCACUACAUUCUACGAUGAGUUGAACCACCACAUAUUUGAGCUGGUAUCCAGCUCUGAUGUGAAUGAGAAGAAAGGAGGGAUUCUUGCUAUAGUGAGUCUAAUUGGAGUUGAGGGAGGCAAUGCCACCAGGAUCAGCCGAUUUGCCAACUACCUGCGCAACCUGCUCCCUUCCAGUGACCCAGUGGUCAUGGAGAUGGCCUCUAAAGCCAUGGGCCACCUAUCUAUGGCUGGAGACACCUUCACUGCAGAAUAUGUUGAGUUUGAGGUGAAGAGGGCCCUGGAGUGGCUUGGAGCUGACAGAAAUGAAGGCAGGCGCCAUGCUGCAGUGUUGGUAUUAAGGGAGCUGGCUGUGAGUGCACCCACCUUUUUCUUUCAGCAAGUGCAACCCUUCUUUGACAACAUCUUUUAUGCAGUAUGGGACCCCAAGCAGGCCAUCCGGGAAGGGGCUGUGUCUGCCCUGCGAGCCUGUCUCAUCCUCACCACUCAGAGGGAGACCAAGGAAAUGCAGAAACCACAGUGGUACAAACAAACCUUUGAGGAAGCAGAGAAAGGCUUUGAUGAGACUUUGGCCAAAGAGAAAGGGAUGAAUCGUGACGACAGGGUCCACGGUGCACUUCUGAUCCUGAAUGAGCUGGUUCGCAUCAGCAGCAUGGAGGGAGAGCGUAUGCGUGAGGAGAUGGAGGAGAUCACACAGCAGCAGCUGGUCCAUGAUAAAUACUGCAAAGAGCUGAUGGGAUUUGGAACCAAGCCCCGACACAUCACCCCCUUCACCAGCUUCCAGUCCGUGCAGCCGCAGCAAUCCAAUGCCCUCCUGGGUUUACUGGGUUACAGCACACCUCAGGGCUUUCUCAGCUUUGGAACAAUGCCGGUUCCUGCUAAGAGCUCACUGGUGGAGAGCCGAUACUGCCGUGAGCUGAUGGAAGAGCGAUUUGACCAGGUGUGUCGCUGGGUACUGAAAUACAAGGCCAGUAAGAACCCUCUGAUUCAGAUGACCAUCCUCAACCUGCUUCCACGUUUGGCUGCCUUUCAGCCCCACACCUUCACAGACCAAUACUUGUCAGACACCAUGGGUUACCUGCUGGGCUGUCUGAAGAAGGAGAAGGAGAGGACAGCAGCUUUUCAGGCUUUGGGCCUGCUAGUCGUUGCUGUCAGGGCAGAAAUCCAGCCGUACCUCACUAAGAUCCUUGAGAUCAUCAAGGCCGCUCUACCACCCAAGGAUUUUGCACACAAGAGGCAGAAGACUAUGCAGGUGGAUGCCACGGUGUUCACCUGUAUAAGCAUGCUUUCCAGAGCCAUGGGUCCCAGCAUCCAGCCAGACAUCAAGGAGCUGCUGGAGCCUAUGCUGGCUGUGGGCCUCAGUCCUGCACUGACAGCGGUGCUGUAUGACCUGAGCCGUCAAAUCCCCCAGCUGAAGAAAGACAUCCAGGAUGGUUUGCUGAAGAUGCUGUCCUUGGUGUUAAUGCACAAGCCACUGCGUCACCCCGGCAUGCCCAAAGGUCUGGCUCACCAGCUGGCCUCGCCAAGCCUCACCAACAUCCCAGAGGCCAGUGAUGUUGGCAGCAUUACCCUAGCCUUGCGUACCCUGGGAAGCUUUGAAUUUGAGGGACACUCCCUCACACAGUUUGUGCGCCACUGUGCUGAUCACUUCCUGAACAGUGAGCACAAGGAAAUCCGGAUGGAGGCAGCUCGGACCUGCUCACGCCUCCUCACUCCCUCCAUUCAUCUAAUCAGUGGCCAUGUUGUCAGCCAGACCGCUGUGCAGGUUGUUGCAGAUGUGCUCAGCAAACUUCUAGUCGUUGGAAUCACCGAUCCAGAUCCAGAUAUCCGAUACUGUGUGCUGGCGUCUCUUGAUGAGCGUUUUGAUGCUCACCUCGCCCAGGCUGAGAACCUUCAGGCGCUUUUUGUAGCACUGAACGAUGAGGUGUUUGAGAUCAGAGAGCUGGCAAUCUGCACAAUUGGACGCCUCAGCAGCAUGAACCCUGCCUUUGUCAUGCCCUUCCUUCGCAAGAUGCUCAUUCAGAUCUUAACAGAACUGGAGCACAGUGGUGUUGGCAGGAACAAAGAGCAGAGUGCCCGUAUGCUCGGUCAUCUGGUCUCCAACGCCCCCCGCCUCAUACGGCCUUAUAUGGAACCCAUCCUCAAGGCUCUCAUUCUCAAGCUGAAAGACCCAGACCCCAACCCUGGAGUGGUCAUUAGUGUCCUUGCAACCAUUGGGGAGUUGGCUCAGGUGGCCGAAUGGUCCCCAGAGAGGAGUCAGAAAAGCACAGUUAAAGGCACUCAGACCUUGCAGUUCAGAGAGAGUGCAGGAGAUGCUCAGGUAGACCAGAUGCAGGAAGAGGCCCAACUGUCGAGGAGACAAGACACAAAGAAGACACAGCAGAACGUGAGUGGCCUUGAGAUGAGGAAGUGGAUGGAUGAGCUCUUUCCAAUCAUCAUGGACAUGCUUCAAGACUCCUCCUCCUUGGCUAAGCGGCAGGUGGCGCUGUGGACACUGGGCCAGCAGGUGGCUAGUACAGGCUAUGUGGUGGAGCCCUAUCGCAAGUACCCUUCCCUUCUAGAGGUGCUGCUUAACUUCCUGAAGACUGAACAAAACCAGGGCAUUAGGAGAGAGGCCAUACGUGUUCUGGGUCUUCUUGGAGCUCUGGAUCCCUAUAAGCACAAAGUAAACAUUGGCAUGAUUGACCAGUCCCGAGAUGCCUCUGCUGUCAGUCUCUCUGAGUCCAAGUCCAGUCAGGACUCCGCGGACUACAGCACCAGUGAAAUGCUUGUUAACAUGGGCAACCUGCCCCUGGAUGAGUUUUACCCUGCAGUGGCAAUCGUCACACUGAUGCGCAUCCUGAGGGAUCCCUCACUCUCCAACCACCAUACUAUGGUAGUCCAGGCUGUCACCUUCAUCUUCAAGUCUCUGGGACUCAAGUGUGUCCAGUUCCUGCCUCAGGUCAUGCCCACCUUCCUCAAUGUCAUCCGGGUCUGUGAUGCCAGCAUUCGUGAGUUCCUCUUCCAGCAGAUGGGAAUGGUGGUGUGCUUUGUCAAGAUUCACAUUCGACCCUACAUGGACGACAUCUUCACCCUCAUCAGAGAGUACUGGACACCAAACAACCCCAUGCAGAACACCAUCAUCCUUCUGAUUGAGCAGAUCGUGGUGGCGCUGGGUGGAGAGUUCAAGCUCUAUCUGCCUCAGCUCAUCCCACACAUGCUACGUGUCUUCAUGCACGACAACAGCACCGGGCGCAGUGUCACCAUCAAGCUCCUCAACGCCAUCCAGCUGUUUGGUGCCAACCUAGAUGACUACCUCCACUUGUUGCUGCCUCCCAUUGUCAAGCUGUUUGAUGCCCCUGAUGUGCCGCUACAGGCCCGCAAGGUUGCCUUGGAGACACUCGACCGCCUGACAGAGUCCCUGGACUUCACAGAUUAUGCUUCACGCAUUAUCCACCCGAUUGUCCGGACACUUGACAGCACGCCUGAGCUGCGCUCCACCUCCAUGGACACCCUGUCCUCUUUAGUAUUCCAGCUGGGAAAGAAGUACCAGAUCUUCAUCCCCAUGGUGAACAAAGUGAUGCUGAAGCACAGGAUCAACCACCAGCGCUACGACAUACUCAUAUGUCGCAUUGUCAAGGGCUAUACUCUGGCAGAGGAGGAAGAGGACCCUUUAAUCUUUCAACAUCGCCAGCUUCGUGGUAACCAAGGUGACACUCUGGUCAGCGGGCCUGUCGAGGCAGGGCCUAUGAAGAAGCUUCAUGUCAGCACGACUGCACUUCAGAAGGCCUGGGGUGCUGCCAGGAAGGUGUCCAAAGAUGACUGGCUGGAGUGGCUGAGGCGCUUGAGUGUCGUCUUGCUCAAAGAGUCAUCCUCCCCCGCUCUGCGAUCAUGCUGGUCACUGGCUCAGACGUAUAUCCCUCUUGCCAGGGACCUGUUCAAUGCAGCUUUCCUUUCUUGUUGGUCUGAGCUGAGUGAGGACCAGCAGGACGAGCUCAUCCGCAGCAUUGAGUUAGCUCUUACCUCUCAAGACAUUGCUGAGGUCACACAGACUCUGCUUAACUUGGCAGAGUUCAUGGAGCACAGCGACAAGGGCCCGCUGCCCCUCAGAGAUGAUAAUGGCAUUGUGCUGCUUGGCGAGAGAGCUGCUAAAUGCCGUGCUUAUGCCAAGGCGUUGCAUUACAAAGAGCUGGAGUUUCAAAAAGGUCCUUCUCCCCUCAUCCUGGAGUCUCUCAUCAGCAUCAACAACAAACUGCAGCAGCCAGAAGCUGCAUCUGGUGUGCUGGAAUAUGCCAUGAAACAUUUUGGUGAACUGGAAAUCCAAGCCACCUGGUAUGAGAAGCUUCAUGAGUGGGAGGAUGCCCUGGUGGCGUAUGACAAGAAGAUCGACAUGAACAAAGAGGAUCCGGAGCUCAUCCUGGGCAGAAUGCGGUGCUUGGAGGCCCUAGGAGAAUGGGGCCAACUGCAUCAGCAGUGCUGUGAAGAAUGGACGCUGGUCAGCGAGGAAACCCAGGCAAAGAUGGCUCGUAUGGCAGCUGCAGCUGCCUGGGGUCUAGGACAUUGGGACAGCAUGGAGGAGUACACAUGUAUGAUCCCAAGAGAUACACACGAUGGUGCUUUUUACAGGGCAGUGCUAGCCCUGCAUCAAGACCUCUUCUCAUUGGCCCAACAGUGUAUCGACAAAGCAAGAGACCUCCUGGAUGCUGAGCUGACAGCCAUGGCUGGAGAGAGCUACAGUCGAGCAUACGGGGCCAUGGUGUCUUGCCAGAUGCUGUCAGAGCUAGAGGAGGUAAUUCAGUACAAGCUGGUGCCAGAGAGGAGGGACAUCAUCAGGGAAACAUGGUGGGAGAGGCUUCAGGGUUGUCAGCGGAUUGUAGAAGACUGGCAGAGGAUCUUAAUGGUCAGGUCGCUGGUUAUCAGCCCCCAUGAGGACAUGAGGACUUGGUUGAAAUAUGCCAGUCUUUGUGGCAAGAGUGGACGUCUGGCACUGGCCCACAAGACCCUGGUGCUCCUUCUGGGUGUUGACCCCUCCAAGCAACUAGAUCAUCCACUGCCCACAACCCACCCCCACGUCACAUAUGCAUACAUGAAGUACAUGUGGAAGAGCGCCCGUAAGAUUGAUGCUUUUCAGCACAUGCAACACUUUGUUCAAGGUGUCCAACAGCAAGCCCAACAUGCCAUUGCAGCAGAGGACCAUCAACGCAAACAGGAGCUCCACAAGCUCAUGGCCAGAUGUUUCUUGAAGCUAGGGGAAUGGCAGCUCAGCCUACAGGGCAUCAAUGAGAGCACCAUCCCCAAAGUUCUGCAGUAUUACAGCAACUCGACUGAGCACGACCGCAACUGGUACAAGGCUUGGCAUGCCUGGGCUGUGAUGAACUUUGAAGCAGUGUUGCACUACAAACACCAGAACCAAGCACGGGAUGAGAAGAAAAAGUUGCGACAUGCCAGUGGUGCCAGCGCUAACAGUGAAGCCAGCAACAGUGACAGUGAAGUGGACAGUACUGAUCACAGUCCUAUACCCUCACCAGGCCAGAAGAAAGUCAAUGAGGACCUCUCGAAGACGCUGCUCUUGUACACAGUUCCUGCCGUUCAAGGUUUCUUCCGCUCCAUUUCAUUAUCCAGAGGAAAUAACCUACAGGACACUCUUAGGGUUUUGACUCUGUGGUUUGACUAUGGUCACUGGCCUGAAGUAAAUGAAGCUCUGGUGGAAGGCAUCAAGACCAUUCAAAUAGACACCUGGCUGCAGGUGAUCCCACAGCUUAUAGCUCGAAUUGACACCCCUCGAGCUCUGGUGGGCCGCCUCAUCCACCAGCUGCUUACAGACAUUGGACGGUAUCAUCCCCAGGCUUUGAUCUACCCACUGACUGUGGCUUCUAAGUCCACCACCACCGCUCGCCACAAUGCUGCUAACAAGAUCCUGAAGAACAUGUGUGAACACUGCAACACUCUGGUUCAGCAGGCCAUGAUGGUGAGUGAGGAGCUUAUCCGAGUGGCCAUCUUGUGGCACGAGAUGUGGCACGAGGGCCUUGAAGAAGCCUCGCGUCUUUACUUUGGGGAGCGCAACGUCAAAGGCAUGUUUGCUGUACUGGAACCUCUACACGCCAUGAUGGAGAGGGGACCACAGACCCUCAAAGAGACUUCUUUUAACCAGGCUUAUGGCAGGGACUUGAUGGAGGCUCAGGACUGGUGCAGGAAGUACAUGCGCUCUGGAAAUGUCAAAGACCUGACGCAGGCGUGGGAUCUGUACUACCAUGUGUUCAGACGCAUAUCCAAACAACUUCCACAGCUGACCUCCCUGGAGCUACAGUAUGUGUCUCCAAAGCUGCUGAUGUGUCGGGACCUGGAGCUCGCUGUACCCGGCACUUAUGACCCCAACCAGCCUAUCAUUCGCAUCCAAUCCAUUGCCCCUUCCCUGCAGGUCAUCACCUCCAAGCAGCGCCCACGCAAACUCACCAUCAUGGGUAGUAAUGGCCACGAGUUCAUGUUCCUGCUGAAAGGCCAUGAGGACCUGAGGCAGGAUGAGAGAGUCAUGCAGCUGUUUGGUCUGGUCAACACACUGCUGGCCAACGACCCGGCGUCCUUACGCAAGAAUCUCAGCAUUCAGCGCUACGCAGUGAUCCCCUUGUCCACCAACUCGGGCCUGAUUGGCUGGGUCCCCCACUGUGACACCCUGCAUGCCCUCAUCAGAGACUACAGAGAGAAGAAAAAGAUUUUGCUCAACAUUGAACAUCGCAUCAUGCUACGGAUGGCUCCAGACUACGACCACCUGACGCUGAUGGAGAAGGUGGAGGUGUUUGAGCACGCCGUCAACAACACAGCUGGAGACGACCUGGCCAAGCUCUUAUGGCUCAAGAGCCCAAGUUCUGAGGUGUGGUUUGACAGGAGGACCAACUACACUCGCUCCCUGGCUGUGAUGUCUAUGGUGGGCUACAUCCUCGGGCUGGGUGACAGGCAUCCAUCCAACUUGAUGUUAGAUCGAUUAAGUGGAAAGAUCCUCCACAUUGACUUUGGAGACUGCUUUGAGGUGGCCAUGACCAGAGAGAAGUUCCCUGAAAAGAUCCCAUUCCGACUGACGAGGAUGCUGACCAAUGCCAUGGAGGUUACAGGUUUGGACGGUAACUACAGGAUCACCUGCCACACAGUGAUGGAGGUGCUGAGGGAGCACCGGGACAGCGUCAUGGCUGUGCUGGAGGCCUUUGUAUAUGACCCGCUGCUCAACUGGAGGCUCAUGGACACAAAUACCAAAGGCAACAAGCGUUCCCGCACCAGGACCGACUCCUACACCGCUGGACAGUCAGUGGAGGCCCUUGAGGGAAUAGACCUCGGAGAGACCACGCACAAGAAACCAGGGACCACAGUGCCUGAAUCCAUCCACUCCUUCAUUGGUGAUGGCUUGGUACAGCCUGAGGCGCUCAACAAGAAAGCUAUUCAGAUUAUCAACAGAGUGCGGGACAAACUUACAGGUCGAGACUUUUCUCACGAUGAGACACUGGAUGUGCCAACUCAAGUAGAGCUCCUCAUCAAGCAAGCCACAUCACACGAAAACCUGUGCCAGUGCUAUAUUGGAUGGUGUCCAUUUUGGUGAAGACUCUUUUUCAACCACACAGACUGACACACCAUGAAGGAUCCACUCAAAUAGGUACCUUUGGAAAGUUGUUCGGCUUUCUUUUGCUGUUGUACAAUUGUACGACUUGCCAGAGGCACGUUUUAGUUAACGAGGAAAUACCUGAAGAGUUGUUUUUACCUGAUUUUCAUAAUUUAACUCUAGUCAUUGCUUCAAAUAUUUCAAACUUUUGACAUCAUAAUCACUCACUAAGAGCUUUCUUCCGUGGCCAUAUUGUAAUAAAUUAUGACAUUUCUUACUUCACAUGCACUGUAUGCUUCUUAUAAACCCGCCAGUCCGUUGUCAUCAUUGUGUAUUACUGUAACAAAACAUAAUAUGCCUUUUACUAACUUCAGUAAAAAUGGAUUUAUAAUGUACUGUAUGGGCAUAUGUGUGCCAUUAAACCCUGUACAGACA